CAGUGCUCACUGCGGGUCGAUACUGCAACGACGUUUGUCAAUAGUUUGCUGCAUGCUGCAAGUAAUAUGGGACUUCUCCCGGACUUGAACCAUGGCGGCGCGGGCUCCAGUUUGCCACUUCCUGUUCUUCUCCUUGCCGGAGUAUCGACCCUAGUAGCAGUGACUGUCAGUGGACUGUCGAUAUGGCUGCAGCUAAGAAAUUAUAGGAAGCCCCUCCUGCAAAGGAUGGUCAUCCGAAUUAUGCUCAUGGUUCCAAUCUACGCCUUGUCAUCCCUAAUUUCGCUUUUCUCGCUAGACGCAGCGUUCUUCAUCGAUGUGAUACGAGAUGUAUACGAGGCUUUCGUCAUUUAUUGCUUUUUCGUUCUUCUCCUUGAUUAUUUGGGCGGCGAGCGUUCACUUCUCAUUCGACUCCACGGACGACCACCUAUCCCCGCCAUAUUUCCUGUCAGUCUUUGGCGACACGAAGUGGAUGUUAGUGAUCCAUAUACGUUUCUCUUCAUCAAACGAGGCAUUCUGCAGUAUGUACAAGUCAAACCUUUAUUAGCAAUUGCCAGCCUCGUCAUGAAAGCAACCGGAACAUAUCAUGAGGGUGAUUUCCGGGCCCGGUCCGGGUAUCUGUAUGUUUCAAUUGUGUAUAACGUGUCCAUUUGCCUUGCAUUGUAUUGCCUUGCAGUCUUUUGGAUGUGUGUAAGCAAUGAUUUGAAGCCAUUUCGCCCUGUACCAAAAUUCCUUUGUGUUAAAGGAAUUCUCUUCUUUUCGUUCUGGCAAUCUAUUGCGGUCUCAACUCUCGUCGCGGCUGGCGUCAUAUCCAAACUUGGACCAUACACGGACAGUGAACACAUCUCCCUCGGACUCACCGACACUUUAAUUUGCAUUGAGAUGCCAUUCUUCGCUAUCGCACAUAUGUAUGCAUUUUCCUAUAGAGACUUCGUUAAAUCAUCACCAUCUGCCAAAGUCCAUGUGGCACGGAUGCGCAUAGGGUAUGCCAUUCGGGAUGCAUUUGGCCUGAAGGACCUGGCUGAGGACACCAAGGCAACACUGCGUGGAGAAGGCAUCAAUUAUCGUGCGUUUGAGCCAAGCGAGGGCGGAAUGCACGUUGGGGCAGCGAGGGAGCGAAGGAUACGUGCCGGCUUGCGCUAUUCCGCGGGCGGAAAACGGAAGUAUUGGCUUCCGGAGGUGACGGGUCUAGGUGACGGAAGUGCCGAAGGUGACCACAGGAAUUGGUUUGGCAACAAUGGAGACGUUACUGCUCCACUACUCGCGGAACACGCAGGGAAUAUUGUUCAUCCCGCGCCCGACAUACAAUAUCAGAGACAACGGCAAACCAUACGAAUUCCCGGCGACGACGUGGACGUGGAGGACGACGAUGAAUAUGCACUACACUUCGAUGAUGGUCUAGCCACCGCGGAUGAUUCACUUUAUGACCAUGCGAAGAAUUAUGUCUUCGGUGACUACGCGUACCCUGUUGUGGAUGUUAGCUCCGAAGAAGCGCGUUACGCGAUGUGGGCUGCGGAAGAGAGAGUUGUUAGAGAAGGGGUUCACGUCAAUGUUCACAGAAAUGUCAUUGGUGCGAGCAGUGGUGGAGGCUAUGGUGCAACGGGUACUCGGGCUGGUCAAAUACACAAGUAUGAGGAUGGUAAGGACGAAGUGUUCGCUUCAGAAGAUCUUGAGGAAGGCGGACGGAGGGCAGAAUCCAAUGCAUCGAGGAAGUUGAGGUGGUCAAAUGCCAGAAGUAAUGGAGCUCCAUCACCAUCAAUCCCUGGCUCGUUAAGCUCAUCUGCGAGUUCAGGCAAUCAUCUGCGCUCCUCAGGGUCAUCAUCGCGACAUAACUCACAGAUAUCUCAUGAAUCACGUCCGAGACUGCUGUCUGGAAGUAAUGUUAACGUUCGCGCGUCGUCUCCAUAUCUCCACUCUUCGCCUUCACACUCGCGAUCGAACCUUGGUACUCCAUCACCCCGCUUACUUUCUUCUGGAUUGCAUUCCCACCUGUCCCCUUCUCCUCGUUCUCCACUCGCGGAGCCAGACGCUGUAGACCUUGUUGUGUCCACCGAUACGCUCCCGGUGCCCUCAAGCUCGCAUGCUGUCCAUACUUCUAUGCGCACCCCAGGCUUAAAACGUAUCUGGGAUCAGAAUGGGGAUUUCCGUGUUGAAUCCUCGGUUGGAUUAGAAGAAAAUGACAGGUGGUCUAAUGACCGUCGCGUCGUCUUAAGUGAAGUUGAUGAGGAACAUGAUAUACAGACAGAGGAGCCUAUUGUUCCGGAGGGGCACGAGCCAGAGGAAGUAGUACGCGCUCAGACGCCGCCUCCACAUGCUCGGGCUUGGACCUAUGGAACCAAGAGUCUAGGGGAGGACGAACAGAAUCCGUGGACGUGAAACCAUGAUCAAAGGACUCAGAUGCUCGACAUGCAUGCCGAGAUACCCUCUCAUAUACAUAACUUAUUCACGUUGUACAACAUUCAUGGAGCUUUCUUGAUUAUCUUUUAAAAGUUAGUUGUCGAUAGGCUUGGUGAGAUUUGUGUCUUUGGCUGCGCGCAGUCAAGCUGCGGUUGUGUUUACUCCUGAGACUGUACAGCCUUUCCAUAUGUGCAGCAAAGUGUGGCUAUGCGAGUCGUG
Messenger RNA from Suillus bovinus, 2613 nucleotides. Its product is annotated as DUF300-domain-containing protein. Gene Ontology annotation, molecular function: transporter activity. The record is from RefSeq and is a predicted model, not a curated record. Gene Ontology annotation, biological process: transport. Lineage: Eukaryota; Fungi; Basidiomycota; Agaricomycetes; Boletales; Suillaceae. The transcript has 5 exons. The coding region runs from base 67 to 2373 and encodes 768 amino acids.